ACCCGCACGUAGCAUCAUACAAUCCUCAAUCGAAGAUACCAAAGGCUCUCUCUCCCCCCCUCUCUCUCUCUCUCUCUCUCUCUCUCGUUGGUCCUUACCCGGGAGAGAGAGCAAUCACAUGCCAAGUUGCCACCUUCCCAAGAAACCGUUUUGUUCCAUCUCUUACUUGCUGCCGAGUGUUUAUAGUCUCUCUUACAUGUAGAGUAUAGACACAAGGGUUUCAACUCGAGGAAAAAAUAUGUCUGUGAAGUUAUCGACGUGGUUUGUGAGCGAGGGGAUCGGCGGAUUGAGCUGCAAGCACUCGGCUGUGCGCUUUUUCUUACCUCGUCGCUCACUUCCUGCUUCCUGCAAAAUGCGUCAGCGUAAUUUUAGUUCCCAGCAUAAAAAACAACAAUUGAAGAAAGCCUCUCAUGAACGGACUUCAACAAAUGCAGAUUUCCAGGCAAAUGGUGACGAGGAGUCUGAAACCGAAAAUGCUUCAAUUAUUAAUGUUCCAAUUUUGAGCCAGGAAAUUAUAUCUACUGAUGAUGUUGACACUGGCAUAGCUAUAGAGCAUAUCAAUGCAGAGGAGUUGAGUGGCCCGACUGUACCCGAUGAACAAAAAUCUUUGGCUAUAAACAUAAGUGGUGACAAGCAACUUUCGGGUGUUCAACAAGAGGACUUAAUUGGCAUGAUAAGAUAUGCAGAAAAAAAUGUCAUUCUUUUAAAUCAAGCCCGAGUGAGUGCACUUGAAGAUCUUGAAAAGAUUGUCACUGAGAAGGAGACACUGCAAGGAGAGAUCAAUACUUUGGAGACGAAACUGGCAGAAACUGAUGCCCGGAUUAAAGUUGCUGCCCAAGAAAAGAUACGUCUGGAACUCCUGGAAGACCAGUUAGAGAAGCUGCAGAAUGAACUGGCUCACAGGGAUGUUAGUGAGUUAAGUGAGAUUGAUAUGAAUGAGAAUCAUCACAAACUUUUGCAUCAUGAAGGCUACGUACUAGAUACUAGUAGUGUUAGUUCUGUUAGCAAGGAGCUUAACUCAUUGAGGGAAGAGAAUAUCUCCCUCAAGAAUGAUAUAGAAGUACUCAAGACUGAGCUUAGUGAUGUCAAGAACACAGAUGAGCGCGUGCUUAUACUGGAAAGAGAACGCUCAUUGCUGGAGUCUUCCUUGAAAGACUUGGAGUCUAAACUCUCUGUUUCUCAGGAAGAUGUUUCCAAACUUUCCACUCUGAAAGUUGAAUACAAGAGCUUGUGGCAGAAGGUAGAAAAUCUACAGGUAUUGUUAGAUAAGGCAACAAAACAGGCAGAUCAAGCUAUUAUAGUAUUGCAGCAAAACCAAGAGCUCCGGAAGAAGGUUGAUAAACUGGAAGAAUCCCUUGAAGAAGCUAAUGUCUAUAAGCUCUCAUCAGAAAAAUUGCAACAAUAUAAUGAACUAAUGCAACAAAAAAUCAAAGUGUUGGAGGACCGUCUUCAAAGGUCUGAUGAAGAGAUUAAUUCCUGUGUACAAUUAUAUCAAGAAUCAGUGAAGGAAUUUCAAGAUACACUUCAUAGUUUGAAAGAACAGAGCAAGAAAAGGGCAGCAGAUCAAUAUGUGGAUGACAUGCCUUUGGAAUUUUGGAGCCGCUUAUUGCUUAUAAUUGAUGGUUGGUUGCUUGAGAAAAAAGUAUCAACCAAUGAUGCAAAUUUAUUGAGAGAAAUGGUAUGGAACAGAGAUGGACAAAUUUACAAUGCGUACAUGGCAUGCAAGGAAAAGACUGAACGGGAGGCUAUAACUACGUUUCUCAGGCUGAUAUCAUCACCAACACGUCCAGGAUUACAUAUCAUUCAUAUUGCAGCAGAGAUGGCACCGGUUGCUAAGGUGGGUGGUUUGGGGGAUGUUGUAAGUGGUCUUAGCAAAUCUUUACAGAAAAGGGGACACUUUGUGGAAGUUGUUCUUCCAAAAUAUGACUGCAUGCAAUAUGAUCGAAUUCGUGACUUAAGGGCCCUAGAUGUGAUGGUAGAAUCAUACUUUGCCGGCCGGCUAUUCAAAAAUAAAAUCUGGGUCGGCACUGUUGAAGGUCUUCCAGUUUAUUUAAUUGAGCCUCAUCAUCCUGAAAAUUUCUUCUGGAGAGGACAAUUUUAUGGCGAGCAUGAUGAUUUCAAACGUUUUUCUUUUUUUAGCCGUGCAGCGCUUGAGUUACUUCUUCAAGCUGGCAAGAAACCAGACAUAAUUCAUUGCCAUGAUUGGCAGACAGCUUUUGUUGCUCCACUUUAUUGGGAUUUAUAUGCCCCUAAAGGAUUGAACUCAGCUAGAAUAUGUUUUACAUGCCACAACUUUGAGUACCAAGGGACUGCUCCUGCUUCAGAAUUGGCAUCCUGUGGUCUCGAUGUCCAUCAGCUAAAUAGACCAGAUAGAAUGCAAGAUAACUCUGCACAUGAUAGGGUCAAUCCUGUUAAGGGUGGAAUUGUGUUUUCCAAUAUUGUGACAACAGUAUCACCUACUUAUGCACAAGAGGUGCGGACUGCUGAGGGAGGAAGAGGUCUUCAUUCAACCCUUAAUUCUCACUCCAAAAAGUUCAUUGGAAUUCUAAACGGAAUUGAUACUGAUGCAUGGAAUCCUGCCACUGAUACAUUUCUCAAAGUCCAGUACACUGCAAAUGAUCUUCAAGGGAAAGCAGAAAAUAAGGAAGCUAUGCGAAGGCUUCUACAGCUUUCUUCAGCAGAUAUCAAGAAGCCACUGGUAAUUUUGUUUUACCAAAUGGUAGGCUGCAUAACAAGAUUGGUUCCACAGAAAGGUGUACAUCUUAUUAGACAUGCAAUAUAUCGAACAUUGGAGUUGGGAGGACAGUUUAUACUUCUUGGUUCAAGCCCAGUCCCACAUAUUCAGAGAGAAUUUGAGGGUAUUGCAAACCAUUUUCAGAAUCAUGAUCACAUUCGGUUGAUAUUGAAGUAUGAUGAGUUUCUUUCCCAUUCCAUAUAUGCAGCUUCUGAUAUGUUCAUCAUCCCAUCUAUCUUUGAGCCAUGUGGCCUUACACAGAUGAUAGCCAUGAGAUUUGGUUCUAUACCAAUUGCAAGAAAAACGGGUGGUCUGAAUGACAGUGUUUUCGACAUUGAUGACGAUACAAUUCCUCUCGAAUUUCGAAACGGAUUUACAUUUUUGACACCUGAUGAACAGGGUGUAAACAAUGCUUUGGAACGUGCAUUUAACCUCUACAAAAAUAACCCUGACAUUUGGAAGCAGUUUGUUCAGAAGGACAUGAAUAUAGAUUUUAGUUGGGACUCUUCGGCAGCACACUAUGAGGAACUCUACUCAAAGUCUGUUGCAAGAGCAAGGGCUGCAAUUCAGACUUAACUUUGCUUGCUGACAAUAAUUCACAUCCUCUUUGGUGAAAGGCUUGUUCGUACAAGCCCGCCCAUUCGAGCAUAUGUAUAGAGGUGGAGGUGAAAUUGGAAUGCUUGAUUCAGGGAUGUUUGAAGUGGGACAGCCCCUCUAGCAAGCGGGGCGUGCAGCAUGAGAGUAAAUAGCAUAGAGUUUUAUGGCUUUGACGAGGUUGAGAGCUGCAAUGUUGGUGGAUUUCACGUUCCUUGCCCCUUCUCCUAACUUCCCAACUUCUUCCUCCAUUUUAUAUGCUAUUCACUUUAUCAUAAAAGCAACCUACCCCGGUACAGUAGAUAUUUAUAUGAGGUUCUCAUAUUCUUUUUAAGACCUUUAAUGUAUACCUGCUUUCACAGGAGUUCGAGUGUGCAAUAUCUUUUAUGCUUUCAAUGUAAUAUAAGACAGAUUCGAUAUAGAAAAAUAACGAGCUCAUUGCUCAAGUUAAACA
Carya illinoinensis is the source of this 3782-nucleotide messenger RNA. Its product is annotated as probable starch synthase 4, chloroplastic/amyloplastic. The transcript is spliced from 16 exons. Gene Ontology annotation, molecular function: alpha-1,4-glucan glucosyltransferase (UDP-glucose donor) activity. The coding region runs from base 239 to 3310 and encodes 1023 amino acids. The record is from RefSeq and is a predicted model, not a curated record. NCBI's taxonomy places the organism in Eukaryota, Viridiplantae, Streptophyta, Magnoliopsida, Fagales, Juglandaceae.